AUGGAAGCUGAACCGACUAAUAUGGACUCUGUGCCUGAUUUUGAGGUACAGAAGCGCGACGCGAACGACAAUGCUGCCGCAGUGGAAGAGCCUCCAGCUAAGAAAGCCCGCUUGGACGAGAACCCCAACUCAGAGAAGAUAGACAUGCGCGAUAGAGCAGUUGCGCCUAUUAAAGCAGAGUAUCGCAUUGAAGUUGUGAGGCCACAGCCGAACGAACAGUCGAAAGACGAAAUCAGCCCUGACGAUGCUGCCGAAGCUGCCCCUCGCGAUGAUCGUGAUAACAAUAAGAUGUCCAAAAAGGAGAAGAAGAAGAAGUUUUCUGGCCAAAACACCAACCGAACCUAUGGCAAGUCGCAGGACGAAAAGGGCCUUUGCGCCACCAGAAUGAAUGCCAACGAAUUCUCGGCUACUGAAUGCAAGUUUGGCGAUACCUGCCGAUUUGAGCAUGACUUGCGUCGCUAUCUGAAGGAGCACAAACGCGAGGACCUUACUACCUUCAAGGUCUGCCCUAUUUACGAAGCGCAGGGAAGAUGCUCUGCCGGCUGGAGAUGCCGAUUGGUUGGCUCCCACUCAACCGAAAGGGAAACAGAAGACGGGAGGAAGGAAUUGAUCUUGCUGGAAGAUGCAGAGCUGGUGGAGAAAGCUCGCCCUCGUGUGUCUGGUGCGACAUCGGACGGAGUCGUCAACAUCAUCGCUACAAAUGACAGGGUCCUCCUAACGAGAAAGAAGGAAAAGACUCCUCGCGCUGAUGCUUACAAUACUUGGGUCAACAAGGUUUCUGCGGAGCUAGAGAACACACUUCACAAGAGAAACACCGUUAGAGAGAACGGAGAACUUGUUGUUCCAACAAAGGAGGAUCAGAAGAAGGCAGAGGAGGCGAAGGAGAAGACUACGGAGGAGGGCGCAAAUGAGGAGACGACAGAGAAAGUGGAAGACAAGGUAGAAGAAAAGGCUGAACAAAAGGAAGCAUUGGAGGACAACCGUGCUCAAUUCACUGAGCCUCCUUUCUUGCCUUCCGAGAAGCGACGCAUUUACUUCGGCCCAGAGACACCCACCCUCGCACCUUUGACGACACAAGGUAACAUGCCAUUCCGAAGACUGUGUGAAGACUUGGGUGCGCAAUUUACCUAUUCGGAGAUGGCAAUGAGCAUGCCUCUGAUUCAGGGUGCGAAGUCCGAAUGGACCCUUUUAAAGGCACACGAGUCAGAAUUAGCACCCCCAACUGUCAUUCCGGGGGAUAAUAUCGUCCAGGGCUAUGACAACUCCAAGGACUCUAAGUUUGGUGCACAGAUUGCGGCUAAUAAGCCAUGGCAAGCAUACAAGGCCACCGAGGUGCUGUCAAAGUUCACCCCCAACCUGCGCGUUAUUGAUUUGAACUGCGGAUGCCCCAUUGAGCUCGUUUUCCGUGACGGCGCUGGGUCUGCUCUGCUUGACCACGGUUCCAAGUUGGAGAAAAUGAUUCGCGGUAUGAACACAGUCUCGCAGGAGAUUCCAAUCACCGUCAAGAUCCGCACGGGAACCAAGGACAACCAGCCGAACGCUUUGAAGCUGGUUGAGCGUCUUGUUCUAGGUGGCUACGAGUCUAGUCUCUUGGAUGUCGGCCCCCCGGGUGCCGCCGCUAUUACUCUGCAUGGCCGGAGUAGACAACAGCGCUACACCCGGCAGGCUGAUUGGGGAUACAUUUCAGAGACAGCAGCACUUAUCAAGCGCUUGAAUGAAACAAAGGAUAGCCUCACUGAUACCAUCCGUGAACCGGAUGCCCGUUUCAUGCCAAACGGCGGAAAGACUUACUUCCUCGGAAACGGUGACUGCUACUCCCAUGUCGACUAUGACGAUCACGUCAACAAUGCUGGCGUGGAUAGUGUGAUGGUUGCUCGUGGAGCUUUGAUUAAGCCUUGGAUCUUUGAGGAGAUUCAGACCGGCCAGUACCUUGACAAGUCUGCCACUGAACGUCUGGCUUACAUUGAGCAAUUUGCCAAAUACGGUCUCCAGGCUUGGGGAUCUGAUGAACAUGGUGUCGGAACCACUCGUCGUUUCAUGCUUGAAUGGUUGAGCUUCGCUUACCGCUAUGUUCCCAUCGGACUGCUGGAGUACCUCCCUCCCAAUAUUCAAGAUAGACCACCUGCGUGGCGCGGUCGUAAUGAGAUGGAAACGCUCAUGGGCAGUGGAAACUACAAGGAUUGGAUCAAGAUCACUGAAAUGUUCCUUGGUCCUGCCCACAAGGACUUUAAGUUUGAGCCUAAGCACAAAUCUAACUCUUACGAGGCCGAGGGUUAA
Messenger RNA from Penicillium nucicola, 2277 nucleotides. It is a transcript of the gene dus3, whose product is annotated as tRNA dihydrouridine synthase DUS3. Gene Ontology annotation, molecular function: flavin adenine dinucleotide binding; tRNA dihydrouridine synthase activity; RNA binding. Gene Ontology annotation, biological process: tRNA processing. The transcript is spliced from 3 exons. The record is from RefSeq and is a predicted model, not a curated record. The coding region runs from base 1 to 2277 and encodes 758 amino acids. NCBI's taxonomy places the organism in Eukaryota, Fungi, Ascomycota, Eurotiomycetes, Eurotiales, Aspergillaceae.